Molecule: messenger RNA, 480 nt
Organism: Racocetra fulgida
Lineage: Eukaryota; Fungi; Glomeromycota; Glomeromycetes; Diversisporales; Gigasporaceae
Source: the annotation of a GenBank genome assembly
AUGCCUAAAAAUACUCAUUUAGCCAACUUUGAAAAAGGUCAAAUUAUUGGAAUGCAUAACACUGGAGUUACUUUAACUUCUAUUGCUGAAGAAAUAAACCGUGACCAUUCUACAGUAUCUAAAUUCUUAAUUCGGGUUAGAGAACGAAGAAGUAUUGAAGUUGCUUUACGUUCAGGAAGACCAUCGAUCUUUACUAAUGAAGAUGAACAAAAUCUUAUUAAUGCAAAGUGGAAAAAGAAGCUUAAUAGUAUGGGGAUGCUUCACAGGAGAGAAAAAGGGCCAUUGGCUUUUAUGAGAGAAAGGAAUGGUGGUGGUGCAAUAAAUUCGCAAAGAUAUGUAGAAGUAUUGAACGAAAACUUGAUACCUUUUCGACAUGAAUUAAUUGCCAACUAUGGAAAUGAUAUAAUCUUCCAAGAUGAUAACGCUCUUAUUCAUCAGUCAAAAUAUACUCGAGAUUGGAUGGAAUCUGAAAAUAUUUAA